AUGGCCGGUCUCAACGUGUCCCUCUGCUUCUUCCUCGCCACCUUUGCCCUCUGCCAGGCAGUCAGGAGGGCAGCCAAGGCCCUGCUCCCCGGGGGCACCUACGCACACUUUGCCCGGGAGGCGGUGGGCACGGCCCAGCUGGGGGCCUGCUGCCUGGAGAUGCGGAUGCUGGUGGAGCUCGGACCCUGGGCGCUGGGCUUCGGCCCCGACCUGCUGCUGACCUUGGUCUUCCUGCUGCUCCUGGUGCACGGGGCCACCCUGGACGGGGCCUCGGCCAACCCCACGGUGUCCCUGCAGCGGUUCCUCCUGGCCGAGGCCUCUCUGCCCAGCACGCUGCUGGAGCUGGUGGCGCAGGCGCUGGGCGUGCAGGCGGCCGGCGCCCUGACGCGGCUCUACUGGGCCUGGGGGCUCAGCGACCUGCACGUGCUGCAGAGCCUCAUGGACCCGCACUGCAGCUCGGCGCUGCGCACGGCCGUGCCCCACGGCGCCCUGCUCGAGGGCUCCUGCGCCUUCCUGCUGCACCUGGCGCUCCUCCGCCUCCAGGGCAGCUGCGCUGUCCACAGGGCGCCAGCCGUGGCCCUGCUGCUCACCGCCGCGGCCGGCACAGCUGGGCCCCUGACGUCCGCCUUCCUGAACCCCACACUGGCCGCCUCGGUCACCUUCCGCUGCUCGGGGCACAGCUUGCUGGAGUACAUCCAGGUGUACUGGCUGGGCCCCGUGACAGGCAUGCUCCUGGCCGUCCUGCUGUAUCACGGCCGCCUCCCUCGCCUUUUCCAGAGGAACCUGCUCUACAGUCAGAAGAGCAAGUACCGGGUCCCCAGAGGGAGGCCUGUCCCGGGGCCUGGAGGCAGCCAGACGCCUAAGGAGGGGAGCAGAGGACGGGGGCCCCCAAAGGCCCCACAGCCCCUGCACGAGGGCUUCCAGGACAGGGACCCCGGGCGCUCGGGCUAUGAGCGUUCGGCUGCAGAUGCCACGGCCCCGCAUCCAGGCCGGCUCCAGAAGGGGCUCUCAUCUCUGGACCGCUGCCCCCUCCCUCGCCCCGGCCCACCCCCACCCGUCCUGGCUGCCACGGUGGAGGGGUCCUCUGGAGAGAAGUCUGUGUCUGCAGAGAGGACCCCGGAGCAGCCCCACCCCAGCAGCGCUGCAGCCCCCAGAGCUGGCUCCUCCGGCACUGCUAAGAGAAACGGCUGCUUCUGGACCUGGGGCUGGAGAGGCUCAGGGGCUGGCCUGUCCAGCCUGUCCCUGACACAUGCUGGACACCGGGCCGGGCCCAGCAAGCUGAGCAGCGCCGAGCACAGUGACUCCGGCUCCACCCCAGUGUGCGAGGCACAGUGUGCGAGCCAUGCCCCCCUAGAGUGUCCCUUGGAGUCCCAUUGUCACCCCCUUGUCACGUUCGGAGUCCGCAUCCUGGCCUACACCUGCCGCUGCUGUCCCGAUGCCCCCCGUGCCCCCCUGGCCUUGUGGAGCGUACACGUCCUAAGACCCACGGAGGUCCGGGUGUGGCAGGGCCCCGGGGCCCCCUUUCAAGCCGUGCUGACGAUGCGCCUGCCCCUGCAGGCGCUGGGCUAG
Budorcas taxicolor (takin) is the source of this 1569-nucleotide messenger RNA. Its product is annotated as aquaporin-12-like. Gene Ontology annotation, cellular component: cytoplasm; membrane. The transcript is spliced from 8 exons. NCBI's taxonomy places the organism in Eukaryota, Metazoa, Chordata, Mammalia, Artiodactyla, Bovidae. The record is from RefSeq and is a predicted model, not a curated record. Gene Ontology annotation, biological process: transmembrane transport. Bases 1 to 1569 code for a protein of 522 amino acids. Gene Ontology annotation, molecular function: channel activity.